Messenger RNA from Condylura cristata (star-nosed mole), 4131 nucleotides. RefSeq names its product solute carrier family 1 (glial high affinity glutamate transporter), member 3 (gene SLC1A3). Gene Ontology annotation, cellular component: plasma membrane. Gene Ontology annotation, molecular function: glutamate:sodium symporter activity; neutral L-amino acid transmembrane transporter activity; L-glutamate transmembrane transporter activity. The record is from RefSeq and is a predicted model, not a curated record. Bases 450 to 2078 code for a protein of 542 amino acids. Lineage: Eukaryota; Metazoa; Chordata; Mammalia; Eulipotyphla; Talpidae. The transcript has 10 exons. Gene Ontology annotation, biological process: D-aspartate import across plasma membrane; L-glutamate import across plasma membrane; L-aspartate import across plasma membrane.
AUUCUUCAGUUCUUCCUAGUCCGGGUUUUGCAUUUCGAAUGAAAAUGAACCCACAAAGCGUGAAAGUGUUCUAAGGGGGGAAACAAAGCCAGCAAGCAUGCUUCUGGUGCGCCAAGAUUAAUCAAUAUUCCAGAAACCCCGGGUUUCCCCCUCUCCCUCCCUGCGGAGUUUUCAUUUCCCCACUCCCCUUUCCCCCCGGCACAGACUCCUCCCCUUUUCUUAAGUUGCUUGAUAGUAACUUGCAAUUUCAGAGCACAUUUACACCGCGCUCGCCGCGUGUGCUUUCCGGCUCUACCUCCUGGGACGUUCACCUUGUCACUGCCUGGGGUAUCUUCCACGCGUUACAAAAUCAGAAAAGUUAUAUUCUCUAAUGCCAAAAAGAUCUGGCUUUCUGGGGGUGACCUGGAGACACUGAAGUACAAAGAAGACAUACUCGAGAUAAGUAAAAUAUGACUAAAAGCAACGGAGAAGAGCCCAGGACGGGGGGCAGGAUGGAGAGAUUUCAACAAGGAGUACGAAAGCGCACACUGUUAGCCAAGAAGAAAGUGCAGAACAUCACAAAGGAAGAUGUUAAAAGUUACCUAUUUCGGAAUGCUUUUGUGCUGCUCACUAUCACCGCUGUCAUUGUGGGUACAAUCCUUGGAUUUACCCUCCGACCAUACAAAAUGAGCUACCGGGAAGUCAAGUACUUCUCCUUUCCUGGUGAACUCUUGAUGAGGAUGUUACAGAUGCUGGUGUUACCCCUUAUCGUCUCCAGUCUUGUCACAGGAAUGGCGGCCCUAGAUAGUAAGGCAUCAGGGAAGAUGGGAAUGCGAGCUGUAGUCUAUUACAUGACUACAACCAUCAUUGCCGUGGUGAUUGGCAUAAUCAUUGUCAUCAUCAUCCAUCCUGGGAAGGGGACAAAGGAAAACAUGUACAGAGAAGGCAAAAUUGUACAAGUGACAGCUGCAGACGCUUUCCUGGACUUGAUCAGGAAUAUGUUCCCUCCAAACCUGGUGGAAGCCUGCUUUAAACAGUUCAAAACCAACUAUGAGAAGAGAAGCUUUAAAGUGCCCGUCCAGCCCAAUGAAACACUCGUGGGUGCCGUGAUAAACAAUGUGUCGGAGGCCAUGGAGACUCUCACCAGGAUCAAAGAGGAGCUGGUGCCAGUGGCCGGGUCUGUGAAUGGGGUCAAUGCCCUAGGACUUGUCGUCUUCUCCAUGUGCUUCGGCUUUGUGAUUGGAAACAUGAAGGAGCAGGGACAAGCCCUAAGGGACUUUUUUGAUUCUCUUAAUGAAGCCAUAAUGAGACUGGUAGCAGUGAUAAUGUGGUACGCCCCUCUGGGCAUCCUCUUCCUGAUUGCAGGGAAAAUUGUGGAGAUGGAAGACAUGGGCGUGAUAGGCGGGCAGCUUGCCAUGUACACAGUCACGGUCAUCGUAGGCUUGCUCAUUCACGCCGUCAUUGUCCUGCCCCUCCUGUAUUUCUUGGUAACUCGGAAAAACCCUUGGGUUUUUAUUGGAGGGUUGCUGCAAGCGCUCAUCACAGCUCUCGGAACUUCUUCCAGUUCUGCCACUCUACCCAUCACCUUCAAGUGCCUGGAAGAGAACAAUGGUGUGGACAAACGCAUCACCAGAUUCGUGCUCCCGGUCGGGGCCACCAUUAACAUGGACGGAACUGCCCUCUAUGAGGCUUUGGCUGCCAUUUUCAUCGCUCAAGUAAACAACUUUGACCUGAAUUUUGGACAGAUUAUUACAAUCAGCAUCACAGCCACGGCCGCCAGCAUCGGGGCAGCUGGGAUUCCUCAGGCGGGCCUGGUCACCAUGGUCAUCGUGCUGACAUCUGUGGGCCUGCCCACCGACGACAUCACCCUCAUCAUCGCGGUGGACUGGUUCCUGGAUCGCCUACGGACCACCACCAACGUGCUAGGAGACUCCCUGGGAGCCGGAAUUGUUGAGCACCUGUCACGACAUGAACUAAAGAACAGAGAUGUUGAAAUGGGUAAUUCAGUGAUCGAAGAGAAUGAAAUGAAGAAACCCUAUCAGCUGAUAGCCCAGGAAAAUGAAUCUGAGAAGCCCAUGGACAGUGAAACCAAGAUGUAAACUAACAACAAGAAAUGCUUUCUUGAGCACCAGGUGUUUGAAAACCAUUAUAAAAUGUUUCUAUCCCAUUACAGCUCAAUCUCUCCAGUAAACCUAUACCUUCCUUUUCCUCCACUCUGACAGGAUUGGGAGGUAUUUUUCGAAAUACAAGGGAGGAGUCUGCAGUGGCCAAAAUGUAUAGUUUUCAUUCAAAAUUUCAUUCAAAAUUCAUUUGAAAUUUUAAGUCAUUUCAUGUUAGUCUUAUCUAAUAAGGUACUGAAGUCAAAAAUAGUCUUGAUCAGAUCGUACACAUUUAUGUGGCACACCAUCCUGUAAAUGUGACUUUUUUUAUAAGUGGAAGAGUCAAAUAAAAGGCAAAAAUGCUUUUAAAUCAACUUUCAAAGUUUAAAAAUUUUUCAGAGUGCAAUUCAGUGUUAGCAUCAAAAUGAAACAACUGGAUAAACUAAAUUGGCUGUGUGCUGGACAGUGGAAGGGAGUUUUCCUUUUCUCUUCUGACAGGUCCUUAUUUUACAAUAUGCAUACAGACCUAGCAAAGCUGCAAAGAGGCACAUAUAAUAAAUUUUCUAUGUGGCCUGAGGCAAGCCACUUCUCAUUUCUACGUCUCAGUUUCCUCCUCUGUAAAAUGAGAAAGUUUCCUUGCUGCCUUUUAUGGUCUCUCCCAGUCCAGGCAUCCCGCGGCAAGAUGAGUAAGCCUGCCCUCUAUUUUCUCUCUGAAUAUCGAGUAGAAAGUAUCAUUCCAUAGAGCAUGAAAAAGGCCUUUUUUUGGGAGAAUGAACAUUUGAAGUAGGGGCCUGACAACUGCGUGGUUUACCAGGACCUGUGUCCAAAAUGUCAGUCAUCCAAGCCACCAGGCCAUUUCGGCAGUGAGUCUAUCGUGCCGCUUUUCACUCAGUUCUUUCCAACAGGAAAAUAUCCCCUUCUUUCCUACUCUCCCCAAUCUGAAGAGAGUGUUCUGGGAAAGUGUCUCCCAGCACUCUUCAACUGAUGCUAGACUUUCAGAAAAUCAAAAGACUAGCAGCUAGCAAGGAUGCACAUGGUCUUACUAUGGAACACUGAAGAGCCUGCUCUGAAAGAAUGGCUCGGAUUGACAUUAUAAAGAGUUUUUUAAAACAUCAGUCUAGAGGUUAUCCCUAGGAGAGGUUCAUCUGUGUGGAUUUCAGGUUAACCUGAAAUCCAUUUUCUCUUUAGUUCAGAAUCGUUUCCCAAGGAAGUCUGCACGUCAUGGUAUAAGUUCAUUUCUUAUAUCUUUUAAAGGAGUCUCAUGAAUGAGCUCUCUCUCAGAGAUCUGUGAGCUGGGUGGGUGGUCUCUUCUUUGAAAAGGUUUUUGAGCAUAAUCAUAAGUUCUUAGAAUGAGAGAAACAAGGCAUUUCUUUGUGCUGGAAUUCCACUUACCAAGUCAUUCAGGACUACCCACCACAGUCAGGUUCGGGUUGGUUUGGUUCGUGGGUUGGUUCAUGUCCUUGAGAGAGAUGGUAGGAAUUAAAUUAGUGUGAAGACAUUGUCAGUAGAGUUCCAAGAAAAGGAAAAGCAGGGACAUUAGUUUCAGGUAAGGCAGCUCCAGGUUUAUAGCAAAUUCAUUUUUUAACCAUGAAGGAAUUCCAUGCAAUCAUUGCAGAAUGAAAGUUGUCAAACAAUAGCAGCUGUGUUUGAUGGAAAAUGGUAAAGAAUGGACAUAAUUAUGCUAACAGACUGAAAAUAUAGACAUGCAUCCUCUGAUAUACAGGUAGAGAUAUUUUUAUUUAGAUUCCAAGCAUUACGUGUGUACAAAAGUUAACAUUAGGCCGUGGUGAAUAACCAUAUAAUGGUGAAGUUCUCUUUGGGAAGUAUACACUAUGAAAGUUAAUGUACGUGGCUGUUAUGACAUCAGUAGAGCAAAAAUUAAUCAUGUCAAAUUAAUUCUGUUACAUGGUGUGAUCUGUUUUUAUACUAACCACUUCUUAUGGAAAGCAGAUCCUCUAGGGUGAUCGUCUUGACAGCCCAUCACCGGCUCUGUAUACUCAUGCACCCAGAGUGGACCGAGAAGCAUUACUUUGUAGAUGUAUUUUCAAUAAAG